Molecule: messenger RNA, 936 nt
Organism: Suillus fuscotomentosus
Lineage: Eukaryota; Fungi; Basidiomycota; Agaricomycetes; Boletales; Suillaceae
Exons: 5
Coding region: 1-936 (311 amino acids)
Source: RefSeq, a predicted model, not a curated record
AUGGCACACUUGACACUCGGGCGCAACAACAAGGUUGUCAUUGAUCUGCCAGUCUCUGCAAGGCGAGACUGGCAGAAAGGUUACCUCCUCUGUGCGGCAUUUCAAAGUCAGGUCAGCAUCUUCAAGAAUACCACAGCGAAGCAGGCCGAGCUGGUCUUGAUGCAGACAGUGGCAACCUCAACCUCCACCACUGCCACCAUGACUGCUCCCACCACCACAACUGCCACCGCAACCUCAAUGGAAUGCACACCUGUCUCAGGUGAGAGAGAAGGCGCCAAUCAGGAGCAGGAGACCCAGCAGGAGGCACCACCUAUUGAAAAGUCGGGUCUGGUGGGACGCAAGAAAUGUACCCCGUGCAUAAGUGCUGAGAAGCUACUCAACCCUGUAUCUUGCACGACAUGCACGACAAUGCAACACCUGUGCCACAACUGGUCUAAGGGCCAGUUGUGCUACGAGUGGCACCGUGGGAAGGUGAAGUGCUCUCUGGUACAAAAAUCAGACAAGAGGAAGAAGAAGACCGCAGCACCCCCACCAGUGCUAGCUCCCAAGCCUAAACCUAGCCCGAAGCUAGUUGCUCCGACUUCCCAUCCUGUCCGGACCUCCUCAAAGGCCACACAAGUGCCAGGCCUGGCUGCCAGGACACAAAGUAAGUCCAGCGAGCUGCCCACUGUCGCACCAGCACAACCAUGGGUGGUGCCAGGCCCCUUGUGCAUCCAAAACAAUGCCUAUGUAGAGCUCUGGAUGAGCACCAAGCAGAAGGUGGCUGUUAUUGAGGAGGAAGAGAGCAAGAGCGAGGAUGGUGAGGAGGACACAUACCUGGCCGGUAGGGUGUCAGGCCUCUCCAACAUCCCGCAGAUAAUAGAGAUGACCUGCACCACUACAAGGAAAAAGAUGGAGGAGAUUGAUGGGCGGGUUACAAAGUGCCGCCGCCUCUAA